Molecule: messenger RNA, 1702 nt
Organism: Dreissena polymorpha
Lineage: Eukaryota; Metazoa; Mollusca; Bivalvia; Myida; Dreissenidae
Exons: 2
Coding region: 1024-1647 (207 amino acids)
Source: RefSeq, a predicted model, not a curated record
GGGUGUUGUUGGGGAAAAAAAUAUUACUUUUCGUACAAGUUGAGAGGAAAGAGGAAAAUCACUAUUUCUACGCCAUAGUUACACAGAUAAUUGCCAUGAAUAUAGUGCGAAGACGAUCUUGUUCAAUCUAUGUAUGUUAUUUGUCUGAAAUAUUUAUGGAAAUUGAGGUUUUAAAAUUGAAAGUACAAGUUUCAAACCGAAGUAAGGUCAAAAUGGCGACAUGGAGACUACGUGAUUCUAACCGAGACACUUCAUGCGACUUCAUUGGAGAAUGUUCUGUCAUACAAUCUUGUGAGCAAUGUAUGAAAACCAACGUAUUAAAACAUGCAACGGUUUUUUGUAAGAAUUGUGCUGAGUUUCCGUGUGAUGCGUGCAAAAAUCCACACACCGUUUAUAAACAUGGCAGGCACGACAUUGUCAAUAUCAAGGAUAGGAAAACUGUACCGGUGGGAGUCGAUAUGAAAGGACUAGACAUUUGUCAAGAGCACGGCAAGGAAAUAGACUUUUUCUGUCACGAUCAUUCCAAGCUCUGCUGUAGAAAAUGUGUGCUCACUCACCGGAAAUGUGACCAAAUGGAUGAAAUAGCAAACGCAUUCGGAACAGAACGACCUGAUCUUCAAGCAGUGAAACAGUCGUUAAUGAAUUGGCAGUCCGAGGCUGAUGCCAUAAUAGAGGAUUGUCAGCACUCAGAAUCUGAUAUUAACGCCCCCAUUCCUAACAUUUCUUUCGAGAUAGACACAAUGAGAGAUCGUUUAAUGAAUUUAUUUGAAGACGCUAAGCAGACAUUAAUUUCUAUGGCAAAUCUGUUCCAAACUUCACAAGUCCUACGCAUUGGGAAUAAGCUUGGUUAGACGUUCAAUGUUAAGGAAGAAAUAAACAAAGAAAUAUCAAUGUGCUGUUCCGUUUUAUACCACGGAACGCCUACCCAAAAGUACAUGUAUGCUAUGACGAUUAAGGAGAAACUGAACACAAGUGAAUUAAUUUUAAAUAAACAACACUAUUCCUAUUAACAGUGCAUCCAUCAUGACAGUUUCAUUUCCAAAAGAAAUAACUACAGUUCUUGAGAUGGAAAACAAUUUCAUAAAACUGAAUUGUGAUUGGCACAAGACAGUGAAUGCCAGCCCGAUAAGCUUACCCUCCAUACAAAGGCCACUCUCCGUUGAGCUCCUCGUAUCCGUGGAUCUACACAAGACCGGAGAUGAUGAGAGGGAACCUUGGAUCACUGGACUGGAUUUCCUUUCGGACGGGAGACUGGUAGCUGUGGAUAACGUAAACAGGAAAUGUAUCAUACUGAAUCAGCAACUACACAAAUUAGGUAAACCGUAUAAGUUCAAGCAUCACCCACAUGGCGUAGUAUGCGUGUCUUAUAAUAAACUGUGUGUAACGUUUGGUAAAGUAGUACGUCUCCAGUCUGUUAGUUCAGAUAAUACCAUCCGACUGACAAGAGAAAUCUCAACAUCCUCCAGGUUCUAUUCAAUGUCUUCGUCUCAAAUGGUCGUGAGUUCGUACGAUGAUCCACGUGCUGUGAGAAUGCUAUCAGUGGACGGUGUGGAGUCUGACUUUGAUAAAGUCGUGUUUCCUAUAAAGACGUCCAAAAUAGAUGAGAGUAAGAGCACCUAUGUCCAGUCAAAAACACUUUGGUGCUGACUGACAGGUUCGCUCACACAGUGUUCAUGUACGCCACCGUGAAGGGUACGUCUAG